AUGUUUUUGGAUAAAGGCAUUCAAACUUAUCAUGAAUGGGCUCUUGCGGUUGAUUCAUGGUUUGAAAAUCCUCCUCCCGAUUAUCUUCAGUAUGUUCCGAUUUGGGUUCAAAUUAAGAACAUACCGGUCAACCACUACACCAAAGAAGCUAUCACAGCAAUCAGGGAGCUUAUGGGACAUGUUGACACUGUAGCCUUUGAUCCUACAAAACCGCAGCGACAUGAUUUUGUUUGGGUCAAAAUCAUCUUGCAUGUCUCUAAGCCGCUCAGCAAAUUCCGUACCCUAAAUCUUCGUGGUGGCUUACAACACACGGUUUACUUCUUCUAUGAAAAAGUGCAGAAAAGAUGCUAUCUUUGUCAACAUUUGACGCAUGCAAGUGAUAUUUGCCCUUUUGUGAACCGAAAUCCUCCAAACCCUGGUGACACACCUGCUACCAGCUCCACUUCCUCCAGCCGUCAAUCUCAACAAGCUCAACAACCCCUCUCAGAAUCUGAUCCUCUGUUUGGUGUGUUGAAGGAUGAUCAAGUUGGAAUCCAUCCUAUUUCUGGUCGGCCUCGCAUUGCUCCUGAAGUUCUUCAAGAAAUGUGA
Molecule: messenger RNA, 588 nt
Organism: Raphanus sativus (radish)
Lineage: Eukaryota; Viridiplantae; Streptophyta; Magnoliopsida; Brassicales; Brassicaceae
Exons: 1
Coding region: 1-588 (195 amino acids)
Source: RefSeq, a predicted model, not a curated record